This is a messenger RNA of Prunus persica (peach), 737 nucleotides long. Its product is annotated as transcription factor CPC. The transcript has 3 exons. The record is from RefSeq and is a predicted model, not a curated record. Gene Ontology annotation, molecular function: transcription cis-regulatory region binding. Gene Ontology annotation, cellular component: nucleus. The coding region runs from base 276 to 554 and encodes 92 amino acids. Lineage: Eukaryota; Viridiplantae; Streptophyta; Magnoliopsida; Rosales; Rosaceae. Gene Ontology annotation, biological process: cell differentiation.
CCCAAUGCGUUCAAGCUCUUCUCUCAAUGAACAUUUUUUUUUUAUAAAAAAAACACACACACACACACACCAGAACUCAUUGAAAACCCAGCAAUCUAUAUAUUUCCUGAAAUCCCUCUUGGGAAACUAUUUAAACCCAAUUCUUGUUCUUAAUUUAUCACUCAAAAAAAAUUCUACUUGGGUUUCUCUCCCUUUGUUCUCUCUCUAGAUUCUUCUCUGUCUUCUCUCAAAUUUCACUUGCUAAUAUACCAACUGCUGCAAAAGAGAAGCAAGCUAUGGACAAACGCCGCAGAAAACAAGCCAAGACCAGCACCUGUUGCUCUGAAGAGGUGAGCAGCAUUGAGUGGGAGUUUAUAAACAUGUCUGAACAAGAAGAAGAUCUCAUUUGCAGAAUGUACAAGCUCGUCGGAGACAGGUGGGGUCUUAUAGCUGGGAGGAUUCCAGGCAGGAAAGCAGAAGAAAUAGAGAGGUUCUGGUUAAUGAGACAUGGAGAAGUAUUUGCAAGUAGAAGAAGAACAGAGCUUAAGAGUAACAACAAGAGAUACAACUCCUGAUGAUGAUUUCCCUUGUCAGUCGGCAAUCCAGUAGGUUAGGCUAAACAAAUUUAAUUUCCCCUUAACUCCUACCCAUGUGUUUAUUUUUCCCUUUUUAACUCCUACCUAUGUGUGUCACAAGGUGAGGUAGUUGUAACUUACCUGUUUGGCUAUAGUUAUUGAGACUUGCCUGCCUUCUCUCUC